AUGGACCAAGGGGGGUCGGAUCGGCCGUCCGAGUUGGAUCUGGAACUGCUGCGCAUCCAAAUUGAAACCGAUACUUAUGUAACCACCUGGGAAUUGGGAGCCACACUGGGGGAGCCAUUCCACUAUCUAAAAAGCGGGACGACUUGAACAUCACGAGACUUGGCAAUACCGAAAAAUCAUUUUUUUCAUAAUAAAUUUCAUAACAAAUAAAAAAAGUAGAAUAAUUGACAAGUUUAAAUUUUGCGUGCAUUCAACUAAAAAAAUCAUCGAGCUUUUUAGAAAAUUCACAAUUGUAAAAAAAUUUUUUUAGAGAAUUAAUUUUUGAAAAACCAGUUCGAAUAAUAGGUGUCUGCAUGAAGAAAUUGAAGUUUUUCAGAGCUUAUCGAACCAGUUUUCACUAUAAAUUUAAUUUUUGGCGUUUUUUUGAAAAGAGUUCUUGAAUAAAAAGAUCGAUUUGAAAAAAAUUUUUUUCGAAAAACUGAAAAAAACUUGAACCAAAAAAAAUAAUUGUAGAGAAAAAUGUGUAUCGAUUAUAAAAAAAGGCCAAAGUCGUCCAGCGAGCAGAAAACAAGGAGAAGGACUGCAGAAUCGAACACUCGGAUCCUUCGGUCAGGUCGGCGGCCGAUUUCGCGGGUUUUUUUUACCUCCUCAGGCCCCUAGUUUUGACUUACCGACCUUAAGAAACUUCCUCAUAUAGAUGGACUUAUGAUCACAUCCAUUUCCUUGAAUUUUUUUAAUCAAGAAAAUCUGUAAAAUUUGCAUCUUCAAAGCCUUGACAUUUCAAACAAUCUUCAGAUCAUGUUUCCAUACCUCUUUCACAUAAAUAAAAUAAUAUUCUAGAUGUUUCUCAUAGUUAUUUUACAUCAAUUCUGCGACAAGAAAAUUCCAAGUAUUUUAUUUUUGAUGUAGAAUCUCUCUAAGACCGAAGCUUGAGGUUUUUUUAAUGUUUUUCAAAUUUAUUGAUUAUUUUUCUGCCAACUUUUUUUCGGCUCAUAUCAGUUUCAAACAAUUGUUUGUCUUACAAAGAAGUGAUUUGAAACCCGUGUUUCCACAUAAUUUUCUUCUCUCGAUCUUCUUUGUCAUUUUUUUUUCUCCCUGUAUUUUCAGACCUUCAGAAAGUUUGAUUAUAAUAGAAUCUGUUUUUUUAUCCGAGUUGGACGUUUUGAAAAACAAAGUCUUACUUCUCAUCUUCAAAGCUUUCAGCGCACAAAACUCAAAGCUUCACUGGGCUUUAAAAAGUUUGGGACCGAGAUCAGUUUCUUCAAAGUCUCAAUCACUCGCCGAAAUAUUUUUUUCCGUAAUAUGUUCAAAAAAAUUUCAGAAAUCUUUGGAAAAAGAUGAAACUGUGUAAAUUUCUGAGGAUCUGAAUUUAAUUUUUCAUUUUCUGAGAAUCAAAGAAAAAAAUAGCUGUCAUGGAAAUAAAAUUUAUUUCUCAGUAGUGAAUAUGAUUCACUUUUAAUCAAAAACACGUUUUUCCUUUUUGAAUAUUUCAAUUUAUCCGUUUAGAAAUCAAAAAAACUUACUUAAUAUUCUUUUAAAGAUUUCAACAACCCAUAUAAAGUUUUUUCCAUUUUCUUUGCAUUUCUUCAAGAAAAAUUAUUUUAUUGAUUUUCAAAAUGAUUAGAAACCUUUUAUAUUUUCCAUAUAUUCGAAGUACGCUAAUUAUUUUUCCCCAAAUAAUUUAUUUUUUCUUGUUUGAUGUGGUAGAAAUUUUCAGAUUUGUGAGGGGUCUUCUUUAUGUAGAUACUUGAAGGGAGUGCAAUGGAGCGCACAAUCUACGAGAAAAGCCGACUCCACAGCAAGCACAACGCCUGCUUUCCUUUUUUUCCUGUCAAGUUUUUAAAAAGGUUUGAAAGCAUUCUUUUUUUGUCAUCCAUAAGAAUUUGUCACCAAAUAUGAAAUUUCCCUGUUCGCUUUCAUGAAUGUAUUUUAUUUUUCAGGCCUUACUUUCUUGAUGGAUAUUAAUUUAUGGAAUCGACUCCAUUUGGCCUGGGAUGUGAUUCGAUGGGGACGGGUUGUACCGGAUGUUUCUGAAGUCUUGAAGGUAUUCUUUUGCAUCCAACUCAAAUUAUUAGGAAAUUCGAUUUGAGGUAUUCCACGAAGUUUCUCUAACGACAGCUGAAACAAAAUUGUGGCUGGCCCAGCAGUACGCAAAUGUUGAUAAUUUCUCAGAGCAGCAGCACCAGUUCUUCUGGAAGUUGUUACAUGAAUUAAUCUGGUAUUUUUCUUUCAAUUUUCCGGUUAACUUAAAUUGUUUGCAGCUCGCACUGGGAAGAAUUAAAUUGCGAGACAAAAAUCCACAUGCAGCAGGAAAUUUGCGGCAAAACUAUUUAUUUCGAACAAUAUGAUGCGGUUCGUUUUUUUUAAUUGUUCUAUUCAUAUAAAAAAACUUUUCAGGCUACUCGAGAAUUCCAAAUACAAGUGAUUUGUGAAAUAAUGAAACAUGAAUGGCCUCACAAUAGUCCCGGCGUUUUUGGUUUUCAUCAUUUCAAGAAUCGAAGAAGGUUUAUGAUAGCUCAAUUUUAUUUGUACUUUUUUUCAAAAAAAUGUUCUGUUCAGAUUCCAAUUUAUUUGGAAUGUUUCUCAUGGUUUGGCGGCGGAUGUUCGAAGAUUGCCUGAAGCAUAA
Caenorhabditis auriculariae is the source of this 2626-nucleotide messenger RNA. The record is from the annotation of a GenBank genome assembly. Lineage: Eukaryota; Metazoa; Nematoda; Chromadorea; Rhabditida; Rhabditidae.